Molecule: messenger RNA, 1911 nt
Organism: Ruditapes philippinarum (Manila clam)
Lineage: Eukaryota; Metazoa; Mollusca; Bivalvia; Venerida; Veneridae
Product: putative amidohydrolase YtcJ
Exons: 1
Coding region: 1-1911 (636 amino acids)
Molecular function (GO): hydrolase activity, acting on carbon-nitrogen (but not peptide) bonds
Source: RefSeq, a predicted model, not a curated record
AUGGAGACUAAACUGAAAACGCAUUUCCUUAGCAUUUAUAUAUGCUUAUUAUGUUUCUUCUCUUCAGUUCAAACUACAAGUGAUUCAAAUACAUCGAUAGUACUUUUAAAUGGAGUUAUAUACACAGUGGAUACGGACACAAACUGGCAUUUAAAUCCAAAGGAAGCAAUUGUGUUAUAUAAUGAAAAGAUAAAGUAUGUCGGGUCGACUGAUGAAGCGAAAAAGCUUAUUAUUCGCGGACAGAGUCAUGUAUAUGACUUACAAGGCGCGAUUAUCCUCCCAGGCUUCCACGAUGUUCACAUGCAUCCUUUAGAGGCCAUGUCACCAAUAGCAGGAGCGUGUAUACUGCCAAACCUUACACCACCAGAUCAUCAAAAAGUUACAGACGCGUUAAAUGAAUGCAAAGAUAAAACGGUUGUUGGAACAGACUGGGUUCUUGGUGCUGGACAUUCCGUCACAUCGUUAUUAGAAUAUGUCAAAAAGGGUGGAUCUCCAAAGCUUUUGUUGGACAAGUUUAUAAAAGACCGACCAGCAGCAAUGCUUGAGGAAACGUCGCAUUCCGCAUGGGUCAAUUCAAAGGCUUUAGAAUUGGCAAACAUUACAAGCGAAACACUUGAGAAGUCCGGUGGAGUAAUUAUGAGGGAGCCAGAAAGCAAUGAACCCAAUGGUAUUCUGUUUGAAAAUGCAGCAAUUGAAAUAUUUGCGCUUGCUACGAAUUCAUGUAAAGGAAAUGAUGACGAAUUGAUUUGCCAAUUGAAUAAUGCAGGAUUGUCGGAUUCAAUGUACGAAUUGAAUUCCUACGGUAUUACUUCAUUUUGUGACGCGAGGGUUUUCUGGAAGUUAGGACAUGACUACUCAUAUGAGAACGGGUGUGAAUAUGAAUAUCUUACCGCAAGGGCUGUUCUAGGUCUGUGGGCGUAUCCAAAUGCAAAUGACGCGGAUCAAAUCAGUAGUUUAAAAAAGCUUUACUCGAAUCCGUCUUCAAACACAAAAUGUUCGCUAAGGAAAACCCAAAUCAAAGUUUAUAUGGAUGGCAUUGUGGAGAGUACAACAGCAGCUAUGAAGGAAAAAUAUCUUGUUAAUCUCUCUUUGCCCAUUAUAAGCAAAGAGAACAUUGGAAUGAACUAUUUUGAUAAAGGUCGUUUAGUAACAUACCUUAAAGAGCUUCAAGAAUUUGAUAACGAAAACGAAGGAUUCGAUUUUCACAUUCAUGCGAUAGGUGAUCGUGGUAUUAAAGAUGCACUUGAUGCUAUUGAGGAAACUAAACAGUAUCUUAAAGUGAGAAAACCGAGACAUAGAUUAACACAUUUAGAAAUUGUAGAUCCGGUCGACAUAUCAAGAUUUGUACAGCUUGAAGUAAUUGCUGAUUUUCAAGUUGCUGGAGACUUCACGCUUCCCUCAGAACAUGAGACGCUUGCUGAGUUUGUAGGAGAAACAAAGGCUAACUUUUCUAUCCCUGUUAAAGAUGUACUUAAAACUGGUGCUACGACAACAUUGAGUAGCGACUGGGAUGUUAGCACUCUGAAUCCCUUCGUCGGACUGCAACAUGCCGCGCAAAGAGGCGAUCAAUCUGUAACCAUAAAGGAAGCUAUUGAAAUGUAUACUGUAAAUCCAGCUUUUGUCAUGAGACAGGAAGAUAGGGUUGGGUUUUUGUCAGAGGGAAUGGAUGCAGACCUUACUGUCAUCGAUCAGGAUAUAUUGAAAAUAAAUGUGGAAAAAAUCAAAGAUACUCAAGUCUUGCAAACUAUUUUCAUGGGUAAAAGUGUUUAUGAACUAAAAGGAAACGGAAAUUUUAUAAGAAACAUAACUUCAGAAUGGUAUGUUUCGUCGGCAACUGUAGCUUGGCCAAAUGUUCUUCAUAUAAUGGGAUACCUCAGCUUUUAUUUCAUCAUUAUGAUAACAAAAGAGUAA